AUGAGCGUGUGUUGUCAUCAAGUUUUUCGUGGACCUCAGCACGGUGUGUUUUGAAUUGUGUAUUUGUUGUGCUCAUUUUCUAGGUAUCAUCCAUGCCACUGUACAAAUUAAAGUGGAAUAAUUAAUAUUGUUGUGCAUAGUUUCGUUGUUCGGAGAUUGUGAAGAUGUUCCUUCCUGUUCGAUGUAUGAGUGACGGUACUUACUAGAAUAUCUACUGGAUAGAACCGUACAUACUAAGCGAAAAUGCUAACCAACAGGGAAAGCGUGUCAUCGGAAUGCAAGAAGAUGAUGCAUUCGCUGAACAGCUAUGAAGAAACUCGGAGCACUGCUAAUAAACCGAAUUCCCAUGAUCCAAUUGAGUACAUCCAAAAGGCUCGAGUGACACGGAUUGCACCUCCGAAGCCAGCCUACGAUCCUCUACAAUUUGUGCAAAUAAAACCAUGCAGUUUAACCAAAUCCGCACAGGACUUAUUGAAGAAGGCCGACGAAGUGAAAAAAGCGAAGGAAGAUAAGAGAGAAGAACCAGAAGAAUGGCAAUGCAAUUUGGACAACUGGAAAUCGUCGAGAAGAAAGCGAGUUGAACAUAUUAUUGACCGUGUUGUAAAAGUGAAAAAAUAUGAAUCCGUAGAACAUGAUCAUAACCGACGAAAAUCGAAAACGUUCAAUGAAAUCAUGGAAGAAAGAGGAUCCAGACAGCUCAAGCAUUUGCCUAUUUAUGCUAAUGAUGAUGAUAACGAUCUGAGUGACCUUGGACUAAGUAAUUCAGAUUCAACAGAAAAGAAUAUAUUUGCAGGUAUUAGUAACUUACAUGAAGACUAUUUAAAUCCCAGCAAAAACACCUCAAAUGCCGAUUUGAAUGAAUACACUUAUGAAGGAGCAAUUGAAGAUUAUAAAUCCCGAAUAUCGAGAGCAGGCAAUCUACUGUCGGAUGUUGAAAGUGGUUCUGAUCGCAAAGAAUCUCAUUAUACAACUAAUCGUCAGGAUAAUUCCAAUCUAGAAUACUUGAGUGCAAGUAAUUUAUUAAAAACUUCGCUUUCGGACGUUCCGAAAAUUGAUUUUCUGAAACGCAAGGAGUUAUUUGAGAAAAAACAACCGUAUUCUUCUAGUGAAAAUGAAUCAAAGCGGCAGUCCACAGAGAUUAUCAGCACUAUGAGCAUAAAGGAUAAAUUGUCGGUACUAUAUUUAAGCCAAGCAGAUGCAUCUGAGACUGUCAAACAAGAACGGAUAGUGCCAGAAGUUUCAUUCACUGAUUUGAAGAAUAGAUUCGAAAUUUUCGAAAAGGAUAUAAAAAAUGUCGCUAACGAUACGAGUAACCUUAUAAAACAAUCUUUAUCAACAUCGCCAAAAGUGCAACAACAGACAAACCACAACACAACAAGCAAUGAACACGUUGAAAUCGUAAAACAAGAGGACAUUUUUGCUCAUAAAUUGGUGAGUGAGUCCAAUUUAUAUCAUGCAUUUUUAUCUCAAAAACAAGCGACAUACCUUGAUGACAAUGAUAAUGUAGAUACCGAUCGUGAAGAUAGCGGUAUUCAUACUACAGAUGUGUCAUGUUCAGUUUCGCAAGCUGAUGAUCAAAAUGAUGAUGGCGAACAACAUGACGAGGUGGCUUCUAAUUUGAAAUCUACCAGCAUUCUCCCCAUACAUGCUUUUAGCGAAACGAUGCGAUCUUCGAGAAAUAAUAGUAACUUUGGUAAUUUACAACCGGAUGAUGAAUUAAACGACACAAAUAUACUAGAUGACGCCCUUGAAAUGGCUUUCCAAGCGAUUGACAACCUGGAUGGAACUGUAGACGAACCGUGUUGUACGAAUAUGAAGGAACCUAUUUAUCAGAAUGUAAGCGAUGUUGAAAAGGAUGCCUUUCACGUUUCGAAAUAUAUCUCAAAUUUUGAAAAUGAGUCUUAUUAUCAGGUGUCAAAGGCACUAAAUCCAUACUAUGAAGUACCAAAGACUAAACCUAUUUCGCUAUAUGAGAAUGUUGACAUCUUGCAGUUAGUUGCUAUCAGUUCUGGCAGUGACGUAUUACAAGAAGAUUUAAUUAAGUUAUCAAUUGGCAUAAACAAUAUAGAACCCCCUAAAGAGAAACCGCCACCGCCACCAACCGACAACGUUCAUGAGGAUCUAAAAGAAGUUAUUCCAAGUAAUUUUAGAGAAAGCUUCAAGCAUAUGAAUUCAACGAAGCGCAUUAAAAACGAAAUACAAUUCAAACGAUCAAGCUUUCUUGGUGUCGAAGGGACAAUGGACAGUGAAAUAAUAGAGUUUUCCGAAGAGCCACCAUCUAAAGUUACUUCCAUUAUGCAAGACAAGAAAAAAAUAGAAAAGGAAUUUCUCCUAAGAACAGACUUGAUCGAUAAUUUUGAUGCGGGUCGUGAUUCGCGAUUGUCGGAAGAUCACUCUCGCCAAAGCAGUGAAUUGUUUAAUACGUCAUCUGAUGAUACGGAGGACCCUAUUAAACCCAAAUUGGGCGAACAGAUAGUAAUGCAUUUCGAUGAAUUUGAUGAUCAUUUUGUGGGGCGUUGCAAGACCAGUGAAUUUUAUCAGGAAGGCAUCGUAGAUAUGGAUAGACAACGACUGGCGAAGGAUCGAGAAAUAAAGCAAACACUGCAUAGGAAUGCAAUCCCAAGUCCGGUACCUCCGACGAAGCCGUUUCGUUCACAUAAGUACACAGCACAUCAUUCACAUAAGUACAAUUUGUACAGUGAUGACCCAAAAUGUUUACCAAACAUUUCAAAUUCGGAUUAUAGACAAUUGGGUGACAACACUAUGUCACUAAGCGAUAAUCAAAUCACUUAUCAUCCGAAAACUUGUACACAUAUCAACUAUUCAAAAGGCCAAACUAGUUGCGGAAGUAACUCGUGUACAGCUAUCAACACAACAGAAUCGAAUAGCUAUCCAUUCCAUAAACAUACGUUAGGACCACGUAGUUACGUGGAAUGUACUUCACAGAGGACCACAACGGUUAGACCAAUCAGCCGAAGCAACGAUUCAUACAACCAACACUGGUUUAUCCAGGAAGCAGAGCAGCGGAGAAUUGAAGAACAAUCAAAUAUUCAUCACACGUCUGUAUUCGGACAGCAAAAGAUGGUAAACAGGAAGUCACUGCCGGAAUCAGUCAUACACACGAUAACACAACGGGUUCAGAAUCUAGAAAUCGGCACAGACCGUCGGUGGUGUUCGGCAAGGGAGAGCUGAAUAGUAACAGUAACUAAAGAAUACGAAAGUUUAGGAACUUUCAUAACCAUUGAAGUAUCUAGUUAUUCAAACGCGAAGACGCGACAAUUGCCGAUGAUCAGCAGUUCUAUCAACUUCCUAACACUUUGUGAUGAUGUAAUAUUGUAACUUACAACUUGUAAGGCAAUGCAGCAAUGUUGUUCUUUCAGAAUAGUUUUGUCUCUUACUGGCUCGAUCGACAGUCACUCGGUUUUCAUGUUUUCUCGAGCCCUUGUCAAUUUUUCCCAUUGUUACAACGUCUUUCGUUGCUAUUUUAAGUUCCAAUUCUGGGUGUUCAACAUAUUGAAUGUAAAAUGAAUUCUAGGAAAAAUAUAUCCAGUAUAUCCAUCUACAAGAAGGCCCACUACCAUUACUUUUACAAAGGGUAAAUUGCCUAUUUUCACCCUAUUAAGGAAGGUACCUCACUAACUCAUUAAUUACUCGGACUACAAUCGAUGGAAUGCGUAUGAAUUGGCAUCAAGAGCUUUGCUUCGUUGAUUAGAAUCAAUCUAAUAACACAAAUGCCCUGAAAACAUUGAAAUGCUCGUGUUUGAGCGCAACGAAAAUUCGGAUUUAGUGCCUCAAUUGUCGCCCAAUGCGUUGAACAAAGAUGGCAAAUAGAAACAUGGUGAAAAUAAGCUUAUUACCCUAUAAGUUAAUGGUAUGGGUAACGGGGCGUUGGAGCGGGACAGAACGGUUCGAACGGUACAUAUUAGAGACAGCAACGCUAUGUUCGCGCUAAAAUUAUAAAGGUGAGGGCGAUUGAAUCCCAAUAACGACCAACAAAAAAAAAUUAAUUUAAUUUUUUUUUCAGGGUGAAUAGGCAAUUUUGUUACCCUAAAGGGUGAAUUUUUAAUCGGUUUGAUCGUAUCUCUAACCGUUUCUGCAGAAUACCACAAAUGGCGCGCAGUAUCUCAAAAGGUAGACAAUCAGUGUUUGCCUCUAGUAACGUUAGGAGAAAGGUUACUUUUUUAGCCUCACAAAAUCAUGUUUCCAUAAAAUCAUUUUUACUGACUGAUUCUAUUUAAUAAGCCAAUUGUUAUUUGGAAUAUUAAAUUCGACCUAGACCUGCUAUUUCGAUGCUGUAGACUAAUUAUUUUGUGAUAUGACAAUCUGAUAAAAUUAGAAGUUGACAAAAAGAAUACUGGACAAAUUCGAAAAAUUAGAUUCGUCAAAGUACAAUGUCAGUCAAUUAGAUCAGUUUGAAGGUAUUUGUAAUUAAUAAACAAUUUCGCAAAUGCAAAAAUAUAUUACAUAACAUCACAUUAAUAUAUUGACUUGUGCUUCUAAUCAAACAAAACAUUACGCUGCUCACUACACUAGAGUGAUUAAAUCAUGACAAUAUUAUAACCGAUUUGGUUAACCCAACAUUUAUUCAUACAUAGAAUCUCGACAUCAACAUACCAUGAUCAGCCUCUUCAUGACUUUACAAGUGUUCUCAACAAAUUCCUUUGUUGGUAUUAGAAUUAGCUACAACUUUACUGAAUAGAGUAUGUCUCUAUUUGAAUUUGUUUGGAAUCGAAAAAACGCGUUUGGAAAUAACGAAAAUAUUCCGAACUAACCGCAAAACCAAUGGUUUAGACGCUAUUAAUACAGAGCACAAAAAUAACAUUUUAAAACUCUACACUGUUUAUGUUCACUAAACAACCAAAAGUUUACAAUUUAGUUUACAAUAAGCAAUUUCGAAAAAAUAUUAUUCUGCUUAAAAUUUCAGAUAUAGUAAGUAUCUCAGAGCUAAUGAGUAUUCAAUAUAAAAUUCAGCCAAACUGCAGCAAGUUCUACUGCCUAUGAUCACAAAUCAUUUCCAUAAAAAUUAAUAAUCCCAAAUAUAUGACAAAUAUGUGAUCAUGAACAGUAUAUUGCAGGUGAGUAAGUUUGACGAUAUCUGUCAUUAAACACCAGAAAGACAGAGUCUGCGGACCUGGAGCGCAUUUUGAUUGAACCCAAAAAUUUUUGAACGGAGCAUCCAGCGAUAAUGAUAGUAAUACCAAAUACAAAUUUACAAAACAUAUUUGUAUUUGGUAAUACCAUCAUAAACCUAAAAGCUUAGAAUAUAACUUUGUCAAAAAUGCAAUAAAGCGUGCAACACGCAAGAAAUAACAGCUAUGCCAUAACCGGGAACUUUCCCUUAUUAUUUAAUACUAUCGAUUCCGCUUACAGGCAGCAAAAAAAUCAAGAGCCAAAACUAAUACCCUUCAAAUCUGGCUGUUAAUGACGAUAACAUCUGAACAUUAAGGCCAUUUGCAUCAGUCAUUUUACAACAAUUUGAAAGAACCCUGUAAAUUUUCAUUGAAUCUGAUGUAGUAAAACGUGUCGUUCAAAUAUAUCUAACAAAAAGCAUCUUUCAAAUAUAGCAUCGCGAUAUGAACAUCAUAUCGUAAUCAGAAAAAAAAGAACCAGAAAAAAACAGGAAGGUAGCGGAAUGGGCUUGAACCGGACAAUUACCACCAACCAUUUGUUUACUCCGUAGCGCGUUUUCGAACCAUACCGUACCAACAGACAGUCACUUGGUUGAAAUAUAACAUACAUGAACUUCUUCUGAGUGCCAUAAGUUCACCGAGUUACGACUAGUAAUUUUAGGGGAAUUACGAAUAAAACCGAUCCCCUGCGACUUUCUCCAUAAAUAAAUUUUUUCUUCAUUUUAUUAUGACAGGUACGAUUAUGUACAGC
Messenger RNA from Topomyia yanbarensis, 5880 nucleotides. RefSeq lists its product as uncharacterized. Lineage: Eukaryota; Metazoa; Arthropoda; Insecta; Diptera; Culicidae. Bases 244 to 3192 code for a protein of 982 amino acids. The transcript is spliced from 10 exons. Gene Ontology annotation, biological process: positive regulation of stress fiber assembly; regulation of focal adhesion assembly. Gene Ontology annotation, molecular function: myosin II head/neck binding. Gene Ontology annotation, cellular component: stress fiber. The record is from RefSeq and is a predicted model, not a curated record.